Molecule: messenger RNA, 1529 nt
Organism: Cuscuta epithymum
Lineage: Eukaryota; Viridiplantae; Streptophyta; Magnoliopsida; Solanales; Convolvulaceae
Source: the annotation of a GenBank genome assembly
UAUUCUUUAGAAGCUAGUUCAAGCUCCAUUACUGGAGGCUCCAAAUAUGUACUAUGGAAAAUGGUAAUAAGCGGUCAUGGAUCAUUAUUGGCGGGCGGUCCAUAUUGUUGAAGCUAUACAAAAGUAAUUAAUAGUUUAGAUUAUUGUUAAUGUCAAUGAAGACUCCACUUACAAUAUAAAACAGCUGGGAAGCGAUCUAGCUGAGAUAAUAAUCAAAGUGAAGCUUAUAAUAUGGGAUGAAGCUCCGAUGACACGCAAACAUUGCUUUGAAGCUGUUGCCAGGACAUUAAAGGAUUUGCUCAGAUUUCGUGAUAGCUUGAAGCUUCCAUUUGGAGGGAAAGUUGUUUUUGUGGUGAUUUCAGACAAAUACUUCCCAUCAUAUAUUUGGAGACAUUGUCACAUUCUCACUUUGACAAAAAACAUGAGACUGCAAUGUGGUUCUCCGCAUUGUAAUGUUGACGAAUUGAAAAGUUUCUCAGAUUUGAUGCUCAAAGUAGGAGAUGGAAACGUUGGGGACGUCAGAGAUGGAGAUGUGUUCAUUGAUAUACCUGAUGAUAUGCUUAUUACCACUUCAAGUGAUCCUAUCGCUUCAAUUGUUGCUAGCACUUAUCCUUCAUUUCUGGAGAAUAUAGCGGAUCCAACAUAUUUUCAGGAAAGAGCUAUUUUGACACCAACAAAUGAUGUUGUAGAGUUUAUCAAUAAUUAUAUGAUUUCAUUGAUGCCUGGAGAAACAAGGACAUGUUUGAGUUUUGACAGCCCAUGUUCACCUAAAGGCUCAACCAAUGGCGUCAAAUUCGAUGGAGUGCAUACUCAAGAGUUUUUUAACACCAUCAAUGGAUCAAGGAUCCUGAACCAUAAAUUGGGACUAAAGGUUGGUGUGCCUAUUAUGUUAAUGAGAAACAUUGAUCAGUCCCCUGGCUUAUGUAAUGGAACACGCCUGAUCAUUACUCGGUUGGGUAAAUUUGUUUUAGAGGCGAAGGUUAUAUCUGGCAAAAGUAUUGACCAAAAGGUUUUGAUUCCGCGACUAUCAUUGAUCCCGUCGGAUAGCAGAAUUCCUUUCAAAUUUUAACGCAUGCAAUUCCCAAUUGUCGUUUCAUUUGCCAUGACGAUAAACAAAAGUCAAGGACAAUCUCUACAUCAAGAGAGCAUAUAUCUCCCAAAACCUAUGUUUACGCAUGGUCAAUUAUACGUUGCCAUGUCAAGGGUUACCUCAAGGAAUAGGUUGAAGAUUCUCAUAUUGGAUGACGAAGGUUGUGCUAUCAACACCACCAAAAAUGUAGUCUAUAAAGAAGUUUUCCGAAAUUUGUGAAUCUUUUUUUACAUUGUCAACAUAUAUGAUUGUUUUAUUUUAUAUAAUUUCACGAUACCCACCAAUAAUUGUAGUAUCAACUUAUUCUUUGUCACACAAAGCUAAUUGUUUUUUCACGUAGAGCUUGGUUACACAUUAUUGUUUAUUUUAUUUUAUUAUAUAUCGUAAUUUUCAUACGAUUUAAAUUUUCCUGCAACUAUUACAACGUAUAUAAUCAAAC